Fragaria vesca subsp. vesca is the source of this 3217-nucleotide messenger RNA. RefSeq lists its product as uncharacterized. The coding region runs from base 199 to 3006 and encodes 935 amino acids. The record is from RefSeq and is a predicted model, not a curated record. The transcript has 3 exons. Lineage: Eukaryota; Viridiplantae; Streptophyta; Magnoliopsida; Rosales; Rosaceae. Gene Ontology annotation, molecular function: ATP binding; ATP hydrolysis activity.
CUAACCCAAAAUGGAAAUGGUAUACGUCAUAAACCGACUCAGACAGAAAAUUGCUUCAAAACUAAGCAAACCCACAUAGAAUUUUCUUGUUGCCCAAGUUCAUCUAGCUAGCUCACCAUAAAUAAAAGCCUAAACCCCCUUCAAUAUGUCACCUCCUCCCAAACCUAAAGGAGGAUCCAAAUCCAACAUACAAUCACAAUGACAAUGUUUCCACUCAACUUUGAGAGCCUCAACCUUACAAACAUGCCCACAACCGCAUCGUCCUUGUUCUCAGCCUAUGCCUCCCUCAACGCUUUCAUAAUGUUGGUCCGUUCCAUGCUUGAUCAGCUCAUCCCCCACGAGCUCCGCUACUACAUCUUCUCCUUCUUCCGCCGCCUCUUCACCUUCCCCUCCUCCGAGCUCACUCUUAUCGUCGACGAGAGCUGCGGGAUGGAACACAACACAAUCUAUGAGGCUGCCGAGGUCUACCUCCGGACCAAGAUCAGUCCCACCAACGACCGUCUCCGAGUGAGAAAGGCACCUCGGCAGAAGAACAUAACUGUCACCAUUGAGAAAGGAGAAGAAAUCAAAGACAGUUUCGAGGGGAUAAACAUCAACUGGCGCUGCGUGUGCAGCGGAGGAGAGGAUGAGCAGAACCGCCAUGCGCAACAGAAGCGUCAGUUUGAGCUGACGGUGAAGAAGAAACAUAGAGUCAAAGUGAUCGAGUCCUACUUGCCCUAUGUGCUCGAAAGAGCCGAGGUUAUUAAGAAUGAGAACAAGGUUGUGAAGCUCUACAGCCAAAUGGCGGAAUAUGAUCCGUAUGAUAGUGAUGGUGGAAGUUCGGACUGGAAUUCUAUAAAUUUAGAGCAGCCGGCUAACUUUGCGACACUCGCCAUGGAUCCGGAGGUGAAGAGGACAAUCAUUGAGGAUUUGGAUAGGUUUUUGAGGAGGAGUGAGUUUUAUAAGAAGGUUGGGAAGGCUUGGAAAAGAGGGUAUUUGUUGUACGGUCCACCCGGGACUGGCAAAUCCAGCUUGAUUGCAGCCAUGGCUAACUACCUCAAGUUUGAUAUAUAUGAUGUGGAGCUUACUAGUAUUCUAGACAACUCGGAGUUGAGGAGGAUACUGCUGAGUACUACAAACCGUUCUAUCUUGGUCAUCGAGGAUAUUGAUUGCAGUGUGGAGAUGCAAAACCGGGAUUGUGAGGAAGAUGAUCAUCAACCAUCUAACACUAAGAUAACACUCUCCGGGCUAUUGAACUUUAUAGAUGGUUUAUGGUCAAGCUGUGGAGAUGAGAGAAUCAUUGUGUUCACCACCAACCACAAGCACAAGAUAGACCCGGCAUUGUUGCGUCCUGGUCGAAUGGAUGUGCACAUUCACAUGUCGUAUUGCACUCCAAGCGGGUUCAGGAUCUUGGCCUCUAACUACCUUGGUAUACAAGAGAGCAAUCCUCAUCGCCUAUGCGGAGAAAUUGAGGAGUUAAUAGAGAGCACAAAGGUCACCCCCGCGGAGAUUGCUGAGGAGUUCAUGAGGAGUGAGGAUGCUGAUGUUGCUCUCGAAGGACUUGUAGAGCUCCUAAAGAAAAAGAAGGAAGAGAGUAACAAAAUUAGAUAUUCAGUCACAUUUCCAAUGUAUCCUUUCGAUUUCAAAGACAUGCCUACCUCGGCUUCUUCCUUGUUUUCUGCCUAUGCCUCAUUGGCUGCAUUCAUCAUGUUGGUUCGCUCCAUGGUAGACCAACUCAUCCCUCAUGAGUUGCGUUCAUAUAUUUACUCGUUCAUCCACCGAUUCUUCUACACCCCUCGAUGUUUGGACAUGACAGUCAUCAUUGAUGAGAAGUGUGGCUACAUCAACAAUGAAGUUUAUGACGCAGCGGAAGUUUACCUCCAGACCAAGAUUAGUGAUUCGAAUGAGCGUCUCCGAGUGACCAAAACACCAGGGCAGAAGAGUCUCAACGUUGUUGUUGACAAAGACCAAGAAAUCAUAGAUUUCUAUAAUGGCAUUAAGCUAAGCUGGCGUUUUGUGUGCGCUGAAGACAAGGAUAGUGGUUCUCGUGAUGAUGAAAAGCGUCGGUUUGAGCUGAUUUUUCACAAGAAGCACAGGACCAAGGUGAUAGACUCGUACUUGUCACAUGUGUUGGCUCGGGCUAAUGCAAUUAGAGAAGAGGAAAAGGUUCUCAAGCUUGAUUCUCAGCGUUCCGGUUCAGUAGAUUUGGAGCACCCUUCAACUUUCGACACAUUGGCUAUGGACCCCGAGCUUAAGAAGACGAUUAUUGAGGAUUUGGAUAGGUUUGUGAGGAGGAAGGAGUUCUAUAGGAAGGUUGGCAAGGCUUGGAAAAGAGGGUAUUUGUUGUAUGGUCCACCUGGUACUGGCAAAUCAAGCUUGAUUGCAGCCAUGGCUAACUAUCUCAAGUUUGAUGUGUAUGAUUUGGAGCUUACUAGUGUAUAUGACAACUCGGAAUUGAGGAGGAUAUUGUUGUCUACUUCGAAUCGUUCUAUUUUGGUCAUUGAGGAUAUUGAUUGCAGCGUGGACAUACAAAACAGGGAAUCUGAGGAGGAAAACAAUGAACAAUCUAACACCAGGGUAACGCUCUCGGGCUUAUUGAACUUCAUAGAUGGUCUGUGGUCGAGCUGUGGUGAUGAGAGGAUUAUUGUGUUCACCACCAACAACAAGGAUAAAUUAGACCCUGCAUUGUUGCGUCCUGGUCGAAUGGAUGUGCACAUUCACAUGUCGUAUUGCACCCCGAGAGGGUUCAGGGUCUUAGCCUCUAACUACCUUGGUAUUCAUGAAAGCAACCCUCAUCGCCUUUGUGGAGAAAUUGAAGGUUUGAUAGGAAGUUCUGAGGUUACCCCUGCUGAAAUUGCUGAGGAGCUUAUGAAGAGUGAUGAUGUUGAUGCUGCUCUUGAAGGACUUGUCAAUUUCCUCAAAAGAAAGAAAUCCGACAGAAGUAAAAUAAACGAUGAAGGGAGUCAGGGGACUAACAACAUUGAAACUGAAGAAAGAAAUGAAGAUGUAGAGAGAAAACAGACUUGAGUAACUUGGUGAUAUAUUUUGCAUCUUCCUUUCCUGAAUGUUCCUGUCAAUUCUGAGACAUUUUUUUUGCUAAGCGUGUCUCUUCUAUGAUUUGGAUGUAAUCCUAGAUUAGAUGAUCUCCUAGAGCCCUCAUGCUACUGCAAUCUUUGUGAUGUAGUGACUUGGCUAACUCGGUUUCAGAGAUUAAGAUUGAGAAUGCAGGAAGUUAUUU